UCAUGGCCGGCUUUGAUGAUGCUGGUGUUUUCUUCAGUGACAAUAUUGGGUCAGAAGACCAACAUGAUGAGCUCAAUAUCAACCGACAACAAGUAAAGAAACGAUUCAAAGACUUUAUCAGACAGUUUCAUGAAGGAAACUUCUCUUACCUUUAUCGUGACCAACUCAAGAGGCACUACAACCUCGGACAUUACUGGUUGGAAGUAGACCUUCAAGAUCUGGCCAGCUUUGACGAAACACUUGCUGAGAAGGUUCUAAAGAAUCCAUCCGAACAUCUACCAUUGUUUGAAGAUGCAGCGAAGGAUGUUGCUGAUGAGAUUACGCAGCCACGUCCUGAGGGAGAGGAGGAGCUGCAAGAUAUUCAAGUCACAUUUACUUCCAAUACAAACCCAUGCAGUAUCCGCGACUUGAAGUCUGACCAAAUUGCCAAAUUGGUGAAGCUUCCAGGCAUCGUGAUAGCGGCCUCAACAGUCCGAGCAAAGGCGACUAGGAUCAGCAUACAAUGCCGAAGUUGCAGGAACUUUAUGAACAAUAUUCCUGUAAAACCAGGUCUUGAAGGUUAUGCCUUGCCAAGAAAAUGUCCUACUGACCAGGCUGGUCGCCCGAAAUGUCCUAUCGAUCCGUUCUACAUUGUCCCCGAUAAGUGCAAGUGCGUAGAUUUCCAGAUCCUGAAACUGCAGGAAAGUCCCGAGUCGGUCCCAAUGGGAGAAAUGCCAAGGCACAUGCAGCUCUACUGCGAUAGAUAUCUUUGCGAUAAAAUUGUUCCUGGAAAUCGAGCCACGAUCAUUGGUAUAUACUCGAUCAAGAAGAGCAGCAAACCAGCAAAGGGCGGGCCCAGAGAAAAAGUGAAUGUUGGAAUCCGUGCGCCAUAUCUCCGCGUGUUAGGAAUUCAGGUUGAAAGCGGUGGAGGUGGCAAGAUGGCGGGCAUACCUGCCGCACCAGAGGAAGAGGAAGAGUUCAGGCGUUUGGCCGCCUCACCAAACAUCUAUGAAACUGUUGCAAAAAGCGUGGCGCCAUCUAUCUUUGGAAGUUUGGAUAUCAAAAAGGCUAUUGCUUGUCUGCUGUUUGGUGGUUCUAGAAAAAGAUUACCUGAUGGCCUCACUAGGAGAGGUGAUGUCAACAUUCUGAUGCUUGGUGAUCCAGGUACUGCCAAAAGUCAGCUGCUCAAAUUUGUGGAAAGGUGUUCACCUAUAGGUGUGUAUACAUCCGGUAAGGGUAGCAGUGCUGCUGGUUUGACAGCAUCCGUUUCACGAGACCCAGCAACACGUAACUUCGUGAUGGAGGGUGGUGCUAUGGUGCUCGCCGACGGUGGUGUCGUCUGUAUUGAUGAGUUCGACAAGAUGAGAGAGGACGACAGAGUUGCUAUCCACGAGGCCAUGGAGCAGCAGACCAUUUCCAUCGCAAAGGCUGGAAUAACCACUACAUUGAAUUCCCGUUGCUCAGUGCUGGCUGCAGCUAACAGCGUGUUUGGACGAUGGGAUGACACAAAGGGAGCUGAUAAUAUCGACUUCAUGCCGACCAUUUUGUCCAGAUUUGACAUGAUUUUCAUUGUGAAGGAUGAGCAUGAUGAAGCCAGAGAUACGACGUUAGCCAAGCAUGUGAUGAAUGUACAUAUGAAUGCUGUACAGAUGAUCGAGGAGGAACGUGAAGGUGAACUUGAUCUGGAGACAUUGAAGAAGUACAUUGCUUACUGCAGGCUGAGAUGUGGUCCCAGGCUGUCGCCCGCUGCAGCAGAGAAGUUGAAGAAUCGCUACGUCUUGAUGAGGAAUGGUGCUGGAGAACUGGAGAGGGAGACUGGCAAGAGGACCACGAUCCCAAUCACUGUCAGACAACUGGAAGCUAUCAUCCGCAUGUCAGAAUCAUUAGCAAAGAUGAGGCUGAAACCGUUCGCCACCGAAGCUGAGGUUGAUGAGGCUUUAAGGUUGUUCCAGGUUUCUACACUUGAUGCAGCCAUGUCAGGCAAUCUUUCAGGAGCUGAAGGCUUUACCACUGAAGAGGACCAGGAGACCAUCGGCCGUAUCGAGAAACAAAUGAAACGUCGCUUCGUCAUCGGAUCUCAAGUGUCCGAGCACGCAAUCGUUCAGGACUUCUUGAAACAGAAAUAUCCGGAACGGUCAAUCCUGAAAGUGAUCCACUUCAUGUUACGUCGGGGAGAGCUUCAACAUAGGAUGCAGCGUAAAAUGUUACUGCGUGUGAAAUAAGCAUUUGUUGGUGGACAUCCCGUGAAGACUUUCCCAAGAGACAUUGUUUGUUUGAGAGGCAUGAGUGCCCAAGUUUGCCUCCUCACUUUCAAUGCUUUGUAAUUGGGUCUCAUGUUGGACUUGUUGUAAUCCUUGGUUUAUCAAAAGAGACUAUUGCCGUGCUUAUAGACUGACAUUUGAUACCAUUGUGCACUGUCCUUCUUUCUACAGAUUGAUAAACUAAUACUACGAGAUAAAGAUGAGCCACUGGAGUAACUUUAUGGCUUGUAAGUUCUGUUCCACUAUAAAUGUCACUACUUUUAAGGAUUCUAAACUGGCCUCAAAGGCAUUGGACCUGGUGUUUACGUGUACUUGUCAAUUUUCCACUUAUGGAGGAUGCAUGUAACUUGUCAAAGAGCAGAAGCCGGCCAUGGUUUCUACUUGGCAACUGUUUGUUCUUGUUCUAGCAUGUGAAACAGCACACAUGUUCUCCUUCCGUAUUAAUCACAUUUAUAUCUUGCAUUUACGUACAACGCAUAAUUUGCAACUUUAUAUCAAAAUGAAUAAACAAUAUUCUUG
Messenger RNA from Lineus longissimus, 2759 nucleotides. Its product is annotated as DNA replication licensing factor mcm5-A-like. The coding region runs from base 3 to 2201 and encodes 732 amino acids. Gene Ontology annotation, cellular component: MCM complex; nucleus. NCBI's taxonomy places the organism in Eukaryota, Metazoa, Nemertea, Pilidiophora, Heteronemertea, Lineidae. The transcript has 13 exons. The record is from RefSeq and is a predicted model, not a curated record. Gene Ontology annotation, molecular function: ATP binding; single-stranded DNA binding; 3'-5' DNA helicase activity. Gene Ontology annotation, biological process: double-strand break repair via break-induced replication; DNA replication initiation; DNA replication.